AUGCCUCCCCACCAAUGCAGGGGGCUUGGUAUUCGCAAGUUCACCGAGGGAAAUAUAUAUUUCUGGGAUGACAUUUGGCUUGGGAAUGAACCCCUCAGAGGUCUUUGUCUCGAUGAACGGGGUAGACCAGAGAUGCUUGUUUCGGAGUUGGUCACAGAUGGUACCUGGGAUGGUGCCAAACUACAGGGACUUGAGGACCUGUGUCAGGCCGGCGUUACGGCUACUAUUGCUAUCUUUACUUGGAGACUUCUAUCCAACCGGAUCCCCAUUGACUCAAAGCUACAAUGGCGGAAAAUUGAGCUUGCAUCUAAAUGCCAAUGCUGCCCCCGACGACCAGAAACCGAGUCUCUUCAACACCUUUUUAUACAAGGGGAUGGGGCGAUAAGGGUGUGGAGGGAAUUUGAUGGGUGGUUCGAAGGAAAUUCCCCUCCUAUCGGGCUGAAUGAUACCAUCCCAUCAAGAAUCGAAGUGUGGGCGACCAGAUUGCAGCAGCCGGGAAGGAAGCACCUUAUCAGAGCCUUGCCAUAUCUCAUAUUCCGGUUCUUGUGGGCAGAAAGAAAUAGAAGCCGCCAUCAUGGAACUCAAUUUAAGGCGAGUAAUGUGAUAUGGCAGGUCAUUACCUUUGUCCGAAAUAAUAUGAUUAAUGGGAAGCUAAGGCCGAAGCAUUGGAGAGGAGUUCGGCUCGGAUUCAUUAUCCCGAACGAGGCCGAGGCCCAACGACCUAUGAGGCUCACGAUGAUGAUCAAGUGGGAGCCGCCGGACCAACCGUGGUUAAAACUCAACACGUAUGGGUCUUUUUUCGAAGAAACAGGAAAAGCUGGGGGAGGGGGCCUUAUUCGUGACUACACGGGUAGGGUGCUCAAGGCCUUUGCGUUACCUCUCGACGCACACUCACCCCUCGAAGCUGAGCUUCUCGCCAUGCACCACGGAUUGGUGAUGGCCGCGGAGCUGGCGAGGCCAAUUUGGCUCGAAACGGAAGCCGAAAAAGCUGUCGCACUGGUCCGAGGAAAUCAUUGGGGGCCUGCCCAUAUUCGCCAAGCAAUGGCUUUUUUGGCUCUAGACAAGCGGCGCCUUACCCUUCGGAUUUCCUUCAUCCACCGCGAAGGCAACAAAGCAGCCGACCUCCUCGCGAAGACUGGUGCUGAGAUGAGCCACAGCCGAAUCUUUGUGGAACAGGAUUUGCCGAGAGAACUAUCAGACAUCAUCCGACAGGAACAGAUGGGGAUCCCCAAUGCCCGAGCCCAAACCGAAGAAAGAAAUUAG
Salvia splendens (bonfire salvia) is the source of this 1263-nucleotide messenger RNA. RefSeq lists its product as uncharacterized. The coding region runs from base 1 to 1263 and encodes 420 amino acids. Gene Ontology annotation, molecular function: RNA-DNA hybrid ribonuclease activity; nucleic acid binding. Lineage: Eukaryota; Viridiplantae; Streptophyta; Magnoliopsida; Lamiales; Lamiaceae. The transcript is spliced from 3 exons. The record is from RefSeq and is a predicted model, not a curated record.